AUGUCUCGUAACAUGUACAAACGUGCUGUACGUCAACAAGCAAAACAGAAGGUAUCACCUCUAGCAGCUUAUGUAAAUCAGACCAGUGGUCAUAAUACUACCGACGAAGAAAGAUUGAGUGAGACCUCUGGGGACACGAUAGAUUCUUGGUUGAGUACUGGAAGCCGAGGAGUGGAAUUUGAGGAGGGUGUGAACUGGGAGGACGAACUCUUGGAAAGCAUCGAAAUGCUUGAAGAAAAGAGAUCGAGUACUCGAGAACAAGGCUUGUCGCAGUUAGUUCGUCUUAUGUCUCAUAAGUAUGCAGCGUCUGUCCUUGAUUCUCGUCAAGAGGAUCUGCUUGAACUGCUGUCAAAGUCAAUUAAAAAGGAGAAAAGUUAUAAAGAGAAUCAAAUUGCAGCGAAAGCUAUGCUGCUCUUAUUUGUAACGCUCGGUGAAUCACGGGUGUCGAUGUACCAGGCUGUAAUGCAAUUGUUGAAGAAUACGAUCACAAACACAGCAUCCGCAGAAGUCAAGAGCGCAUGCAUAAAAACGUUAUGCCUUGCCUGCUUCAUCUCAGCUUCCGCCAUGGACGCAUUAGAAUUGAUCGGAUUCUUUGUUCAAAUAAUUAAGACUAAUGGGAGUUCAGUCAAUGCGCCCAAUGAUUCCUUAACUGUUACUGCAGCGCUGAGGGCUUAUGGCCUGCUCUAUGCUGGUCUCUGGGGCGAUAGUAAACGCAACUCUCACGCUGCACGAGAGGAGUUCGAAAGAGUCAUGCCUAUGCACAUGAUGCAUCUCGAAUCACCAAGCAUGGAUGUUAGAGUCGCCAGUGGAGAGAAUAUCGCACUGAUGUUUGAGAUACUGAAAAUUGGCCGCGAACGUAGCGCAGGCGAGUGGGGAGAAGCAAGCGAGUCGGACGAGGAUUAUGAGGGAUCCGAGAAUUACGAAGACAUGGAGAGGUUAUUGGAGUUAUUAAACACUCUUGCGAGAGAUGCUACCAGAUGGAGAGGAAAGGCGGAGAGAAAGACCCAGCGAUCUAUCUUUAGAAAUAUUUCUAGAACCGUUGAGUACGGUGAACGCGUCCAAUUGAAACUAAAAAUUAAGAAACAAACGAUUCUUUUCUCAAGUUGGUCAAAAAUCCACCAGCUUCAAGCUUUUCGAGAUAUCUUGGCCGAAGGACUGCAUGUGCAUUUUCAAGAGAAUGAGCUUUUGCAGUCCUUGUUUGACUUUGAACCAGAAGCGAAUGUGAUUAAGUCUCGGCCCGGAUCUGCUAUGAGUUUGAAUACUGGAAGCUCGGAUACUGAUACGGGGGUUAGCAAAGGUAAACGAAAAUCUAAGAAGAAACGUAGAAGAGAAAACAGGAGGGAAGAUUUACUCCGAAUUGGAUAG
Molecule: messenger RNA, 1365 nt
Organism: Paraglomus occultum
Lineage: Eukaryota; Fungi; Glomeromycota; Glomeromycetes; Paraglomerales; Paraglomeraceae
Source: the annotation of a GenBank genome assembly